Rhinolophus ferrumequinum (greater horseshoe bat) is the source of this 1782-nucleotide messenger RNA. It is a transcript of the gene KPRP, whose product is annotated as keratinocyte proline rich protein. The transcript has 2 exons. The coding region runs from base 44 to 1663 and encodes 539 amino acids. The record is from RefSeq and is a predicted model, not a curated record. NCBI's taxonomy places the organism in Eukaryota, Metazoa, Chordata, Mammalia, Chiroptera, Rhinolophidae.
CUUGUCUCGAACAAGGUCGUGCUCACCCAUCUGCAUCGGAACCAUGUGUGACCAGCAGUACAUUCAGUAUUGCCCGCCGCCCCCGUGCUGUGUGAAGGGUUCUUCCUUCUACCCCUCUCCAUCUGCCUGUGCAGGGAGCCCGGUGGUGGUCCAAGCCCCUGGUGAGAUGCAAAUUGUGGAGUGCCCUGCACCGUGCCCAGUUCAAUUCUCCCAGGUGACGUGCCAGGCUCCCUGCCAGUCUCAGACCAUGGCAGUGAAAUGCCAGGCCUCAUCCAAGUCUAAAACCACCAAGGUGAAGUGCCAGGCUCCGUGCCAAUCCCAGACCAUGCCGGUGAUGAGCCAGCCUCUGUGCCAGGCUCCAUGCCAGGUUCUGUGCCAGGCUCCGUGCCAGUCGGAGGUUUGCUACGUGCAGUGUGCAGCCCCCGGCCCUGUUCAGACGUGUUAUGUAGACUGUGCUCCCAUGUGUUAUACAGAAACUUACUAUGUGGAACACCCAGCCCAGACCUACGUACCCUGUCCAGCCCCUCAACCCCGCCAGACUUAUGUAGUACGUUCCCCAGCUUGCCAGACUCAGCAAGGAUUCUCCACUCAGUGCCAAUAUCAGGGCUCCUUCAGCGGCGGUGCCCCCCAGCGUCAGUCCCGGGCUCCCUUUAGGACUCAGGCACCCCCGUGCCAGUCCCAGGGCUCUUACGGGAGCUUCUCCACGCAGCAGCGCCACUCUCAGAGCACCAGCAGAUGUCCCCCUCCUCGCCAGCUGCAGCCUGCCUACCACAGCUGUUCCCCACCGCGGCGCCCUGAGCCCCGCUACAGCAGCUGCCAGCCGCCCAGAAGCUCUUCUGGCUGCUCGCACUAUUGCACCCCGCCCCGCCGCUCCGAACCCAUCUAUCACAGCGGCUGUUCUAGGGCCCCCGGUUCAAGCUGCUCUCAGAGAAGUGGACCUAAGUGUCGAAUCGAGAUUUCCUCGCCCUGCUGCCCCAAGCAGGUCCCUCCGCAGAGGUGUCCGGUUCAGAUUCCUCCCAUCAGACGCCGCUUCGAGAGCUGUGCUCCACGAUCCCCCUGUGGUGCCUCCUGCCCGGACCUGAGGCCAUGUGGAGACCCAUGUCCACCCCGGCGAUUUGGUCAGUGUCCAGAGCCGUCACUGCCACGAUAUCCACUUCCUGCCCCACGUCCGUGUCCACGCCCAGAACGAUGCCCGAGCCCAGAGCCCCGCCGGUGUCCUCCACCGCGGCAACUUUCGGAACCGAGUCCAGCCCCGCGUCCUUGCCCAGCGCAGCGUGAGUCGAAGGAGCCACGUCCACAACCGCAGCCCCGUGAGCGCCCAGAGCCGCGUCAGAAUCCAGAGCCAAUUCCCCUCCCAGCCCCCUGCCUAAGCCCGGAGCCCCCUGUGCAGCCUCGGCGCUGUCCCAGCCCGUGCUCAGGCCCAAACCCGAUUCCAAGCUCAGGAGACCUAGGCUGUCAGGAGUCGCGUCCAUACCACCUGGACACGGAGGCCCCCAGCUGUGGCCCAGCCGGUUAUGACCAGUGCGGCGGGAACGGUGCUAGCUUCGCACCUUGUGAUGUGUUUCCAGAGCCACAGGGUCUGGGAGGUUAUGGAGCUAAAGGAGGCACCAGUGUUGGAGGGAAAGGUGGAGCCUAUGCUGGGAGAAAGAGUGCCUAUUUUUAAAAGAAGCCUGUCUGAAGCCUCCUGCCCUGAAAAUGUCAUGCCUGCAUCCUGCCCUGAAAAUGCCCUUGCUUUCCCGGCAGCCACCAUUUCUGGGUUCUUGUUUGCAUCUCUCCAAGGAU